UCCGAAUCAGGUUUGCACAUUUGUCUCGCCAGCGGUUGCGACAGCAAGCCCUUCAAGCGUAAAGCGGACCUGCAGCGGCACUACCGGCACAGGCACUGCCAAGACUCGCAUAAGAAGGCGUACUACUGCGACUAUCCCAAGUGCCAACGUCGGUCUGAGCCCUUCCACCGGCUCGAUCACUGUCGUGACCAUUACCGCGAAUUUCAUUCUGAGGAUCUGGUCCGCAAGAACGGGAAGGAGGGUUCGGACUGGUUCGCGAACCGGUACUUCUCGCGUAGAUGGUGGAGGUGCACCAAGUGCCUCCAGAGGAAUAUGACCAGCGAUGGAUGGACUUGUGGCACACCGGGGUGUCAGAGUCAUUGUGAUACGAGGAGGAGGGAGCUUAGGGGGUAUAAGUGA
Pseudomassariella vexata is the source of this 399-nucleotide messenger RNA. RefSeq lists its product as uncharacterized. The record is from RefSeq and is a predicted model, not a curated record. The annotation marks the transcript as partial. The transcript has a single exon. NCBI's taxonomy places the organism in Eukaryota, Fungi, Ascomycota, Sordariomycetes, Amphisphaeriales, Pseudomassariaceae.